AUGAUAUUUGAAAUUGCCUCAGCUCAUCUCGCCGCAAUAUCAUUCAUAAACAAGAAGCAAGCCGGAGCUAUGAUCAAUGGUCAAACUUCGGCUAAGAGUGACGAUGAUUGCAUGGAAUUUGCUCUAAAUUCGCCGUUGACAAAUCGCAUUGCUAACAGCAAUAAUCAUUCCGAAAUCGAAAAACGACGCCGCGAUCGAAUGAAUGAACUGAUGGGUCAACUGGCUGCAUUGAUACCCUCAACAUUUUGUCGGAAGCUUGAUAAGCUUUCCCUACUGCGACUUGCACUUGAUCACAUUAGUACAAUGAAAACAUCGAGUGAUAAAGAAUUGAACUGUAAUUGUUGCGCGAAGCAUGUUACUUCCAGUGAUUUGUUGAAUCUUCUCAAAAAUAAUGCUGAACAUUUUGUAACUGUGGUCGAUGUAUCAUCGGGAAAAAUUUUGUAUGCUUCCGAUGAAAUGCAUAAGUUUUUGGGAGAGGAUGUUUUCACUCG
Acanthocheilonema viteae is the source of this 491-nucleotide messenger RNA. The record is from the annotation of a GenBank genome assembly. NCBI's taxonomy places the organism in Eukaryota, Metazoa, Nematoda, Chromadorea, Rhabditida, Onchocercidae.